UUUUGUCCGGGCGUGGUGUAUGGAUUGCAAUGGCGAAUUAUUUUUGGUUUUUUUUUUCAAAUUUAAGAGACAUGUCUUCCAUUUAUUAUGAAAUAGUCCGUUCUUUUAAUUUUUGAACGUAUUGUCGACAGACGUGAAACACAGGACUAUGGCUUAUUACGUGUGUGUAAAACCAGCUCAGUUCAGCUUGGUGCGCGCGAACAAUGCGCUUUUGCACUGUUUAAAGCAAAUUCGAAGGAAUACUUUGUGGCAAAGCUCGUCCGCGUUGUACUUUGUUAGCAACGGCAAGGGCACGUCCUUGACUCUCAGCGGCUCGCGCUGCCCCCCGUGCAGAUUUAUCUCCUCUGGCCAAAGUGUACGAAGUGAACGGGACCGACACAACCGGAACGAGCAAGCCGGGCAGUUGACGACCCGGAGGAGUCCGAGCGAAGCGCCCACGCUGUCCACGGCUCAGAAAGUGAAAGAAGCUGGAAAAGACUUUACUUAUUUAAUAGUUAUACUUGUUGGACUUGGAGUAACAGGUGGAUUGUUUUAUGUUGUCUUCAAAGAAUUGUUUUCAUCAUCAAGUCCCAGCAAAAUUUAUGGAGUGGCAUUAGAGAAAUGCAGGGCUCAUCCUGAGGUUAUUGGAGUAUUUGGAGAGCCGAUAAAAGGCUAUGGAGAGACAACUCGUCGUGGUAGAAGGCAGCAUGUAAGCCAUGUUGAGUAUAUGAAAGAUGGAGUCAAGCAUAUGAGACUGAAGUUUUACAUUCAAGGAUCAGAGCCUAGAGUUGAAGGAACGGUACAUUUAGAAGUUAAAGAGAAUCCAACAAGUGGAAAAUUUGAAUUUUGCUUUAUUUUUGUGGAUAUUGACACAUACCCAAGAAGAUCCAUUGUCAUUGAAGACAACCGAUGAGCUUACUGCCAAAUAUAUUGUUAUCAUGGUAAAAUUAUACUUCACUCAGUAUCUUUGAUUGUAAUUUACAUCAAAUGAAAAUGUACUUUUGUUUCUUUUUUUUUUUUUGAACUGAACUAGAAAUUUGUAUUGAUCAGUAGAAUAAUUAAUAGUUUUUUGCUGUGGGUUGAACAGAAAAAAACUGUAUAAAUGAAUACUAUUUUCCUAAACGGAGACGGAGAAAAUACAAAACUCAACACUAGUGCAAACUUAUCAUGUACUGGAACUCCACAUAUGUUGUGGUUUUCACUUAACAAGUCAAAGAUUGUUUUUACUAAUUGAGAAGAUUAAAGUUUGAAUUAAGAGAACAUUUUUUAUAAAACAGUUCACCUGUAAAAUCAGUGCCAAAAUAAAUGUCUUUUGAUUUGUAACAGUUUUCCAAUGCAUUAAAAGUAUAAAACAUACAGUACAUA
Messenger RNA from Polypterus senegalus (gray bichir), 1344 nucleotides. RefSeq names its product translocase of inner mitochondrial membrane 21 (gene timm21). The transcript is spliced from 6 exons. The coding region runs from base 149 to 892 and encodes 247 amino acids. NCBI's taxonomy places the organism in Eukaryota, Metazoa, Chordata, Cladistia, Polypteriformes, Polypteridae. Gene Ontology annotation, cellular component: TIM23 mitochondrial import inner membrane translocase complex. Gene Ontology annotation, biological process: protein import into mitochondrial matrix. The record is from RefSeq and is a predicted model, not a curated record.